AUGUUGACGUCUCCCCCGUCUGCCUUUCGUCCAAAUCCCACUGACAGCGACCAUGUGCGAAGUAGCGUUCGUGACUCCCUGCUAACGCAACAAUCAUCUACAUCAUCUUCACUUUAUCCUCUUACUACCUCAAUCGGGACCGAGUCACCUCCUUCUCCCCUCUCACCGACAACACAUGACCAUGGCGUUGUUAUUCCAGUUCUCGACAUCGACGAACCAAUGAGGGUGCAGGAAUUCAAUGCAGACGACGUCUCAUAUCGUCUUCAGUUGCUUGUGAAGAACAACUAUUUCCUUCCUCCCGCACACUUAAAACCACGUCCAGCCGAUUUUGCACCGUGUACAAACACAUCCAAAAAAGCAACCACUCCUGCAUUUCUGGAUUAUUUCCGAGUUGGAAAAUCCAAAUCUAAACCCGCCAGCCCAGACUCCUUCGAUGGAUCUCCGAUGUUGAGAGUGACAUCAGAUUCUACGACCGUGUCUGGUUACAACCCACGUGGAGUACCUCAAACGUUCCGAUCCCCGAAGAAUGUCCAGCACCUUGCACGUGUGGUUGUUGUCCGUGAGCAAAUGGAUGAUCUUGUCGCUGCUGCAAAGCAAGCGGAGAUAGACUUGAAGGGUCGAGACGUUCCUCCGGACCGCGAUAGGGGUAUGCGAAAACCCAAGGUUGAUGUGUUUGAUGGGAUCAUUGAUCCCACGGAAGCAGUUGACGUGCCUCCCCCGUCAGCCAACUACACUUUAGCCUUGCAAGCUUCGGCACUUCAUGGACUGGGAAUUGAAGACUCUGUGGGCGCAGCCGUGUUAGCCGAGCGCUUGCCUCCCGCAGGUAGUCCUGGACAUUCCAUUAGUCUUGAUCCACGAGAGGAUGCGUGGAGAAAGGCUUUGCUUCAUCAAGCUGUUGGACACUCACUCAACAAUUCAACAGUAACGUCUGUUGUGUCAUUGUCCACGGCUCCGUCUACCCCGACGAGGUCACCGCACCAUCUACGCUCGUCAGAGUCGCUAUAUCAGCGCGCUCUCAUAAACCCGCGGAAAAUGCUAGACAAGAAAAUUCUUGAGAAUCCGAUAGUUGAUCACCUUGAAGAGCCUGAGCCACCAACACACACCGUAGGCGCACCUUCUGAUAGAGAUCUUGUUGCGCGUCUUCCAGCUCGGGAAAAUGUGCGGUUAUCCAGCUAUACUCCUCUCCGAGCAGAGACCCCGGUCCAUCAAACCCCUCUUGCGCCGCCUCCUCGCCGACAACUUGGAGACACUCAGUACUCUCAUUCACAAUCUCAUCUUCCAGCAGGUUCUACAGAGCUGCGCCGAACACUUCGCAAAUCCUGUUCUUCGCCCAUGCUCUCCGAUUUCUAUGAAUCACGGAGAACAUCCAUGAUGAGUCCGCCACUGCUGCCAUCAUUAAGUAUAUCUCCUCCGCCCUCGCAUCGGAUGAGCAGGAUGACCGCACUGACUGGUUUCUCUCGGUUUACGGAUGAUUCGACCGCCUUCGAUGACAUUCGGUCUCGUCCUUCCUUGGCAAUCUCAGUGCCAGCAACCGACGGUGGGCGUCGGCCAUCGUUUUCAGAGUACUCUCAACCGUCUCCAACUGCGUCCGCCUUUAGGGAUAGAUGGUCAAAUGGCUAUUAUUCCCAAAACUUCCAGUCACUUCCCAUCGACCCUUUGUCACACUCACGAGAUUCCUCAAUGUCGCCGCCUGCCUCAAUUCUUCCUCGUUUCUCUACCAUGUCCCCACCACCUAGACCUUCUUCAUCGAUAGUAGGCAUUGCUCUGUCACCUCCGCCGCAUCGUUCUGGGAACAAUACCAACCAGCCCAGACCUUCACGACUCCAUGAAGCAUUGUCGCUCAAUAAUUCGUCCUCUAGCCAAGGCACUUUUCACUCUUUUAAAUCAUUUUCUCCCAUGCCCAGCAACAGUGGUACCCAAAGUCAUUUGCCUCUGCCGCUUGAAAUCAAUGUCUCUAUUGACAGCUUUGCGUCUGGCAUUCACUCUGCGCCACCUCCCUCAUCGCCAGCCACCUUCUUUGACCACAUCCAGAACCAUCCGAAUGCUAUGGACGACUUGGACGAUUCUGAGGAUAGUAGAAGUGACAUGGACCAAGAUAUGACUGUGUACCGAGAUCCUGAAAACUCUCCCCAUCCAUCACUUAUGCAUUCAAGCAAUCGCUCUAGUCCCAAUAUUGCUAGGAAUGAGCUGCAUUCUCAAGGAAGCCCAACCGAGCGGCACAAGCCUGUCGGCAACAUCCUGCAAAAAACUCCAUACUUUACAGAUGUCAAGGCGUCGCCAAACUCUCUCACCCAUCUCACGCUUACGCAGCAUUCACAAGAACAUCUCACAGUCGACACCUCGGCACCGCAGCAGCCGGACACAUCUGGAUCCGAGAAUGUGCGUCGCUGGCAGAAGGAGCAACAAGCACUGGCCGAGUCAUCGAAGAGAUUGGAUGGGAUGCUGAUACAACAUAUGGAGGCUGAGAAGGAUACGUUGAGGAGAAUUGCGCAGACUGCGAAAGUACCCAAACCUUGA
Messenger RNA from Suillus plorans, 2517 nucleotides. RefSeq lists its product as uncharacterized. The coding region runs from base 1 to 2517 and encodes 838 amino acids. The record is from RefSeq and is a predicted model, not a curated record. The transcript has a single exon. NCBI's taxonomy places the organism in Eukaryota, Fungi, Basidiomycota, Agaricomycetes, Boletales, Suillaceae.